Messenger RNA from Brassica oleracea var. oleracea, 1561 nucleotides. Its product is annotated as heterogeneous nuclear ribonucleoprotein 1. The transcript is spliced from 6 exons. NCBI's taxonomy places the organism in Eukaryota, Viridiplantae, Streptophyta, Magnoliopsida, Brassicales, Brassicaceae. Gene Ontology annotation, biological process: regulation of gene expression. The record is from RefSeq and is a predicted model, not a curated record. Gene Ontology annotation, molecular function: RNA binding. Bases 118 to 1383 code for a protein of 421 amino acids. Gene Ontology annotation, cellular component: nucleoplasm.
CUCCUCUCCUCUAAAGGAUUCUAGGGCUCGCUUACUGCGCUACACGGCUUUUAGGCGGCUGCCUCUUCUUUCUUCUUCACCCCGAAGGUCCUUAGAGUUUCGAUUUUUUUCUCGGCCAUGGACCCUUAUGCAACGGAAACAGUCGUGGAUGAGGAGAACCACGAAGUGAAACCAUCCGAAGAUGCUGAGGACGAUGACGACAAAUCUCAGCCUCAAUCUGGUGGUGGCAUCGAUAGUGCAGGAAAGAUAUUUGUUGGAGGUUUAGCCAGGGAGACAACUUCAGCUGAGUUCGUCAAGCAUUUUGAGAAGUACGGAGAGAUUACAGAUUCUGUGAUUAUGAAGGAUAGGAAAACUGGACAGCCCCGAGGGUUUGGGUUUGUUACUUAUGCUGAUUCCUCUGUGGUCGACAAACUUAUCCAGGACAAUCACAUUAUAAACGGGAAGCAGGUUGAGAUUAAGCGGACGAUACCGAGAGGAUCCAUGAGCUCCUCCAACGAGAUCAAAACCAAGAAGAUAUUUGUUGGUGGAAUCCCUUCAACUGUUGAUGAUGAUGAGUUCAAGGAGUUCUUUAUGCAAUUUGGAGAGCUCAAGGAACACCAGAUUAUGCGUGAUCACGCAACUGGAAGAUCGCGUGGGUUUGGGUUUGUUACAUAUGAAAGUGAAGACAUGGUUGAUCUUCUCUUGGCAAAAGGAAACAGAAUCGAGCUCUCUGGGACCCAGGUUGAGAUAAAGAAGGCAGAGCCGAAGAAACCAAACUCGGUAACAACCCCUUCAAGGCGGUUUGGUGACUCACGCUCUAACUUUGGCGGAGGCUAUGGAGACGGUUAUGGUGGAGGACCUGGCGGUGGAUAUGGUGGUCCAGAUGGUCCUUACAAAUCUGGUGGCGGCUAUGGAGGUGGCCGGUCUGGUGACUAUGGAGGGUACGGAGGAGAGUUUGGCGGGUAUGGUGGCGGUGGAUAUGGUGGUGGUGUUGGACCUUAUAGAGGAGGAGAGCCUCCACUUGGGUACUCUGGUCGUUAUGGAGGAGGAGGCGGUGGUGGUUACAACAGAGGUGGUUACGGCAUGGGAGGUGGAGGAGGAGGAGGGUACGGUGGUGGACCUGGAGAUAUGUAUGGUGGGCCGUACGGUGAGCCAGCAGGUGGUUAUGGUGGACCAAGUGGGAGUUAUGGAAGUGGAUACGGUAGUGGUGGGUAUGGUGGAGGAGGCUAUAGAGGCAGCAGUGGUGGGUAUGACAUGGGUGGUACUGGAGUUGGAGGCGGAGGAGGUUACCCUGGUGGUGGCGGAGGAAGUGGAGGAGGCUCGUUCUAUGGUGGUGCAGGAGGAGGAGGAAGUAGAGGAGGAUAUGGAGGAGGUUCGGGACGGUACCAUCCUUAUGGAAGGUAGAAAGUUCCAUAAAGCUUUCAAUCUUCUUCUUGUCUUGUUUGUUUCUGUCAUGUAUGGUUAUCAAGAAUGAUAGCUAGAGAGUAAUACUGUAUGGUGAGAGAGGAGGCUUAUAGGGUUUGAUUCCCAGAGAUUAGUUUAAUUACAUUUAUAGAUAAUCGCCAGAAUAUUUUUUUUUUUU